This is a messenger RNA of Solanum verrucosum, 1598 nucleotides long. Its product is annotated as probable glucan endo-1,3-beta-glucosidase A6. Gene Ontology annotation, biological process: carbohydrate metabolic process. Lineage: Eukaryota; Viridiplantae; Streptophyta; Magnoliopsida; Solanales; Solanaceae. The record is from RefSeq and is a predicted model, not a curated record. Gene Ontology annotation, cellular component: plasma membrane. The transcript has 3 exons. The coding region runs from base 15 to 1409 and encodes 464 amino acids. Gene Ontology annotation, molecular function: hydrolase activity, hydrolyzing O-glycosyl compounds.
ACAUAUAGAUCAAGAUGAGUUGUUUAUCUACUUUGCUUCUGCUAUUUUCUCUUGCUUUUGCUUCUUUUUCCAGUGCAGAAAUCUCAUCUCAAGUAGGAAUAUGCUACGGACAACUUGGAAACAAUCUCCCAAUUCCAAAAAAUUCAGUUGACUUAAUCAAAGGUCUCAAAGCCAAAAGAGUCAAGAUCUAUGAUACAAAUCCACAAAUCCUUGAAGCUCUUAAAAGCACCAACCUUCAAGUUUCAGUCAUGGUACCAAAUGAACUCAUAAACAAUAUCUCUACUAAUCAAACCUUAGCUGACCAAUGGGUAAAAAACAAUGUUGUACCAUUUUAUCCACACACAAUGAUCCGUUACCUCCUUGUUGGAAACGAAAUCCUUAGUAGCCCACCCAACACCACUUGGUUCAACCUUGUACCUGCUAUCCGCAAAAUUAGAUUCUCCGUCAAGAAAUUUGGUUUAGGAAAAAUUAAAGUCGGUACUCCAUUAGCUAUCGAUAUGCUUGAAUCGUCUUUUCCACCUUCAAAUGGUACUUUUAGAUCGGACAUUUCAGAAAAAGUUAUGAAACCCUUGUUGCAUUUUUUGAAUCGAACUAAAUCUUUCUUUUUCAUUGAUGUUUAUCCUUAUUUUGCUUGGGCUGCUCAACCUACAGUGAUUAAUCUUGAUUACGCCAUGUUAGAUUCCAAGAACAUUACUGUUUCGGAUCCGGGUUCGGGUUUGGUUUAUACGAAUUUAUUGGAUCAAAUGAUUGAUGCAGUGUAUUUUGCUAUGAAAAGAGUCGGGUACCCGGAUGUUCGGUUAUUUAUUGCAGAAACGGGUUGGCCUAAUGCCGGCGGGGUGGAUCAAAUUGGAGCGAACAUCUACAAUGCAGCAACGUACAAUCGUAAUGUGAUAAAGAAGUUUACAGCUAAGCCACCUAUUGGAACCCCAGCUAAACCCGGAGUUGUUGUGCCGACAUUAUUAUUUGCAUUGUAUAAUGAGAAUCAGAAACCGGGUCCGGGUACAGAGAGACAUUUCGGGUUAUUGUAUCCUAACGGAACAAAUGUAUAUGGGAUAGACUUGUCUGGUAAGACGCCUGAAUCUGAAUAUAAGGCGUUGCCGAGAGCGAGGAACAAUGAACCGUACAAGGGGAAAAUUUGGUGUGUUGUUGGUAGAAAUGCAAAUGCGUCAGAGUUGGGUGGAGCAAUUUCGUAUGCUUGCGGGCAGGGUAAUCGGACCUGUGAUGAGAUCCGACCUGGAGGGAAAUGUUACAACCCGAAUUCUUUGGUGUCACAUGCCAAUUAUGCAUUCAGUUCUUAUUGGUCUCAGUUUAAGUCAUCUGGUGGAACUUGUUAUUUCAGUGGGCUUACCAUUCCUACCAAAAAAGAUCCAAGUUACGGAUCUUGCAAGUUUCCAAGCGUCACACUUUAAAAACGGGUCAAAUGGAAGCUACGGUGGCAGAUGCAUACAUUAAUUGCAUUCUUUUCUAUAUACGUUAGAAUAGAGUUACACAAAAUUGUCUACUUGUGGAACUCAGGAUUAUUCCAUUAGAUUUGUAUUCUUCCGUAUAGAAGAAAAGAACCUAACCUAUUUAAUUAGAACAAUGUUACAUUUUAAUAA